This is a messenger RNA of Candidula unifasciata, 1120 nucleotides long. NCBI's taxonomy places the organism in Eukaryota, Metazoa, Mollusca, Gastropoda, Stylommatophora, Geomitridae. The record is from the annotation of a GenBank genome assembly.
CAUUGCACAGAUGGCGCUACUGCUACGUAAUGCCAUAGAACUGGGUCAGAAAAUGAAGAAUGAGAUUAUACUUGAGAUAGAUAACUUCAUACUUGAUGAGGAUCUCAAAGUUCUGAAAACACCCAGCCCAGAGCCUCCGCCCACACCAGUAGAACAACCAAUGAUCGACCAGUUUACUGUGAACCAAUUGGGACACUUGUACCAUCAGCUCAAAGAAAUUGCCCCUGCUGGAAUAAUUUCCAAAAAAGCAUUUACAGAAAUGUUUGCCAGUCUUGUGUCUGUGACCCAUGGCACGGAGCAACUUCCUGAACUGUGGAUGCAGCUGACCCCCUCACAGAUUGAGAUGUUAGGUAACUUGCUGUCACCAGAACUGGAUUACAUUGACUGGCGUCGCUUCCUGGUAGCGUUAUGUUAUCCUGUGCCUGCUCCAACACAAGAAGAAUUGUUGCACUACUUGUCCCAGUUCAGAAAGAUGGACCAAAAACAAACAGGAUCAGUAACCAGAGAGCAAUUCAACUGGGUCCCACUGUGGUUCAGCAAGAAGCCACACAUAGAAGAAUCCUAUGAUCGUCCAACAAACUUAAAGAAGCUCCUGUUUGAAGUGUUUGCUGACCAUUCCGGCCUCAUACCUCUGCUGGAUUAUGUAGACUUUCUGAUGUACUUCUCUGUGGCAGCCAACUAUCACGAAGGCUUUCUGCGAGCACUGAGUGUGGCCAUGGGCAAACACAUGCCUAGAUUAGACAAACCAGAACUUCCUGCAACUGUACAACUGAAGACAUCACAGACCAGCAUUGUAGAGGGUGCUGAAACUAAAGAGGAAGGCAAGACAACUGCUGAACCACCAAUGUCAGACGAGGUAAUCCCUCCUGAAGCUGAGGAUGUUGAAGUUUCUGUGGAGGCUUUGUACAAGGUUCUGCACCACAGUGUCAUACAUGGGGGAGACAGCCACAGAUUCAGUGCCACUGCAGAUCCUGAAGACCACCGGUCCAUUGAGAGGCUGACUGCAGUCUAUCAGGAGUUAAAUGAUGAUGACACCACUGCUCCCAUCAUGUACCGCAUUCUCAUUGAACAUCCUGUGAUACAAGAUGUGGUUGUGGCCUGCAGGCAGUUUAAGUCUGUG